AUGACUCCUGCGCGCGGUAGAACAAAGGCGCGCUUUUGGGUCGGCGAUGAGGAAAUGGCCAAAAAGGACGACGAUCAUCAUAUGCACGGACACAACCCCAGACUCCCUCAAUGGCAAGCUACUCGUGCGCCCCGUCGUCGCGCCCUCGGUCGUCUUCUUGCCUACGUCGUCUUCGCCUCGCUCAUCUUCUACGCCGUUUACAACCUAAUAUUAUCACCAUCCGACAGUGUCACGGACCGCAGACAGUCUGCGACAGACCGCGAGGCGGCGCCGGGCCAUGGCGCCAACAGAGGAGGACAGGAUAAGGCCUACAAUGGACCCCUCAGGUUUCCGGAGCUGGCCAAGACAUUGCGCAAUAUCCAAGGAACCGGGGGCAGCUAUGAGAGAAAUAGGAAUGUCUUGUUUGCUGCUUCUAACCUCAAGAGCGUCUCUACGCUACUCCCCAUGGCAUGUCAGAUGUCGGCGCAAGACCUGAACCAUGUUCACUUUGCUAUCGCCGGUAGGAGUGAGGUGCCGCUUAAGGAGCUGCUUCAGAUCAACGGCAUCGACGAUAGCUGCAAGCUCUUUCUUCACGGUAUGGACAACCCCCCGGAGACUAUCGAAUUCAACCUCCUAAUCGUGCCUGUAGAUGCCCGCACCGACCAUGCUGCCACGUCCACUGAGACAAGGUUGAAACUCGCUACUAUCCGCUCGUUUUUUUACAUCAACAACUUUAUGCAUCCUCAGGCCAUCAUCGUUGAUGGUUCCCACCUCGAAGAUGACUAUUUCCUGCGCUCCAUUCGGGAUCAAGUGAUGGCCACAAAGUCGGCCCUCAUAGAACUCCCGGAUAAGCCCGAGACUCGCUUCUCUUGGAUCUCAAAGCUUGACGCUCCGUCCCUGUCUGCAUGGAACAAGGUGCAUUUUGAUAUCAUCAUCCAAGCACCCCCUCUUGGCACGGCCAACUUACAAAGGCUCCUCACUUCUCUUCGAAAUGCGGACAAGAGCCCCAUAUCUAUUCCUCAUCUUACCAUUGAGCUGCCCUCGGUCGUUGAGCAGCCUCUUGAAAAGUUCUUGUCUGACUUCCAGUGGCCCUUGAGAUCAUCAGGUCAGCUGCUCCAGUCGCAGAUGAUCUCACUCCGGCAUCGGAUCCCCUCUCACCAGAUUGAUGAAGAGGAGAGCUCGGUGAGAUUUCUAGAAUCAUUCUGGCCAGGAAAACCUUCACACAACCAUGUCCUUGUGCUGGCACCUCACACUGAGGUGUCAUCUCAAUUCUUCCACUAUGUCAAAUACACCAUGCUGCACAGCUUCUACUCUCGUGCCUCUAUUCUCCAUGACUGGACUGAUAACAUUAUGGGCAUUAGUCUCCAGUCUCGCAGCACCCUUCUCGACGACACAACCCCUUUAACAGCCCCCAAAACUGCCGACCAGGAGCCAGAUAGCGACAACCAUUUCUUCUGGCAAGCACCAACUAGUGAUGCCAUCCUCAUCAUGGGAGACAAGUGGGUUGAACUCCAUGGUUACGUAUCGCGGAUUCUGGAGAGGCAGCAAACGAAGAAAGACACACCAGCCUUUUUGGCCAAGAAGCACGCCACCAAGAAGCACCCAGCUUGGCUGGAGUAUGUGCUUCAGCUAUCACGCCUCCGAGGCUACUUGACACUCUACCCCAGCCCGGAGACGGCCAGCGUCAUCCUCGGAGCCCACAGCGACUUGAGUAACGUCCCAGAGGAGUACUUGGGCGAUGGAGAGGAAGACGGGGACAAAGGAAGAGCAGACAAGGCCACUUCCACCUUUGAUUCCACAUCUCAGAUUGACAUGCUCGCCACACUGCCUGGCAAGGGAGAACUGCCAGCGUUGGAGGACGUGCCGCUCGUUUCAUGGGACGGCAACACCUUGACGUUUGCCGAGCUGGAAUCAAGUUCAAGGAACCUGGCGCGUCUUUUCCGCCAAGAAGUCGGCGGAUGCUCAGAGAGCGAGUCAGACGAGGAGGAUGACUAUGGAAUGCCACGGCGUGACAAGGACGCAGGUGAUCUGUUUUGUAAUACGGCUGGAUCAGCCAGCGAGGCAGCGCCAGGGUCGGCCGAAGCACCAAAAGCAGCAGCGGCGGCACCAGCAGACGCGGCGCCUGCGGAAAAGCUGGUCAAGGAUGAGGCGUAA
Molecule: messenger RNA, 2133 nt
Organism: Fusarium falciforme
Lineage: Eukaryota; Fungi; Ascomycota; Sordariomycetes; Hypocreales; Nectriaceae
Exons: 4
Coding region: 1-2133 (710 amino acids)
Source: RefSeq, a predicted model, not a curated record